Prunus armeniaca (apricot) is the source of this 1488-nucleotide messenger RNA. NCBI's taxonomy places the organism in Eukaryota, Viridiplantae, Streptophyta, Magnoliopsida, Rosales, Rosaceae. The record is from the annotation of a GenBank genome assembly.
AUGAUUGAAGAUGGUGACAGAGUUUGUUGGAAGAAGAAAUCAAUAUUCUUUGAUCUCGAGUAUUGGAAAUACCUUCGUGUGAGGCAUGUCCUAGAUGUUAUGCACAUUGAGAAGAAUGUUUGCGAUAGUAUCACUGGUACAUUGCUGGAGAUCCCUGGAAAAAAUAAUGAUGGGAUUGCUGCUCGAUUAGAUUUAUUGAACAUGGGGGUCAAAACUGAUUUGCAACCCGAGUGUGGAGAAAGACGUACUCAUUUGCUUCCCGGGCCUUGGAAUUUGUCAAGAGCAGAGAAGAGAGAGGUUUUCAAUUCUUUCUAUGGUAUGAAGGUCCCUGAAGGUUAUUCUUCAAAUAUAAAAAAUCUUGUAUCUUUACAAGAUUCAAGACUUCUUGGCCUUAAAUCACAUGAUUGUCAUACCUUAAUACAACAAUUGCUCCCUGUGGCAAUUCGUUCUGUUUUGGAGAAGCCUGCAAGAUGGAUGUAUCCGUUUGAAAGAUAUAUGAAAGUGCUAAAGGGGUAUGUUCAGAAUCGUACUCAUCCCGAAGGUUGCAUUGCUGAGCAGUAUAUAGCUGAAGAAGCUGAAGAGUUUUGUACCGAGCAUUUAUCUGAUGUUAGUACAGUUGGAGUGCCUUCAAGCCAAAAGAUGGGAGUUUCAAAGCCAUUAUCAGGUUGCACAGUGAGCUUAGUUGAUCGGGACCUGUUGAACCAAGCACAUAUAUAUGUCUUGGAGAAUACGGAGAAAGUCCUACCUUAUAUUGAGCAACAUAUGAUCCACAUCAAGACCGCUUAUCCAAAAUUUAAAAAGAGAACAAAGUGGCUGCAAGAUAAGCACAAUAGCACUUUCAUUCAAUGGCUAUGCUUCAGGGAAGACAAUCAUGGCGUAUCAGAAAAUUUAAGGUGGCUAGCAGCUGGUCCAAACAUGGCAGUGCCAUCAUAUAGGAGCUAUCUUAUUAAAGGUAUUAAAUUUAACAUCAAGGCACAAGAUGAUGUGUGGACAACUCAAAAUAGUGGAGUUUAUUUACUUGCACAUACCAUGCAAGUUGCUAGUGUCAAGGAUAAAAACCUAAUUCUCUCAAAUAUGGGUUUCUAUGGUGUCAUUCAAGAAAUUUGGGACCUUGACUACCAAAAGUUUACAAUCCCAGUCUUUAGGUGUGAUUGGAUAGAUAGUUCUGGUCUUGUAGUCGACGAACUUGGAUUUACCCUUGUAGAUUUGAGUAAAAUUGGACAUAGGAAUGACCAAUUUGUUUUGGGUUCUCAAGUCAAACAAGUAUUUUUUGUUGACGACCCGAUGCAUCGUGGUUGGUCAGUAGUGUUAUCAAUGCCUAAUAGAGAAUAUAAUGAUGUUAUUGGUGAUGAUGUCUUAGGUGAUGUGAGAAUUGAGUGUGAGCCAUUUACUAGAGGGAUGCCAAAUGUUGACACAUUUGAUGAACUGGUGGGUGAGUUUGGGAGUCAAAAUAUUCGAGAUGGGUGUGAAGAUAUAUGGAUUGAAUGA